AUGGGUUCUGUUUCGACCGAGCUGAUUUCAAUUGAGAGCAAGCAUCACCAGUCAUUCCUCCUGCACAAGGCAGAAAUCAGAUGUGUCAAACGCAUCAACGCAUCCGAUUGGGACUUCGACAUACAUGGCGGCCAGUGGUGCCCUCCGGCUUGGGACCGACUCCUCUGCUGGGACAAAGCCCCUGCAGGACAGACGGUUCACCAGCGAUGUCCCAACUACAUCAGCGGUUUCGACCCUGACCACUAUGCUGAGAGAAGCUGCACUGAGAACGGAACAUGGUGGUUUAAUCCGGACGUCAACAAGACAUGGACCAACUUCUCACAGUGCAGUCCAACCUUGAACCUCGAGAACCACGAGCCGGGCGCCAACAGACUGGAGCUGCUGUACCGGGUGGGGUACGGGAUCUCCCUCGGCUCCCUCAUCAUCGCUGUCGUCAUCAUGUUGUGCUGCAGGCGGCUCAACUCCAAGAGCAACACGCUCCAUAUCAAUCUAUUCUUUGCCUUCAUUCUACGAGCCUCGAUUUCAUUCAUGAAGGGGGCGCUGUUUGUCCGCGAGGUCGGCCUUGAGAAGGAUGUGAGAGAGAAGGAAGACGGCACAUUGGAGUUUAUAGAAGAGGGGUCGCAUUGGGAGUGCCGCCUUAUUGUAACGAUCUUCAUGUAUUCCAUCUGUGUGAGUCAGCUAUGGAUCUUCAUGGAGGGUCUGUAUCUCCACAACCUCAUCUACAGGACUCUAUCCACGGAGAGGAGAGGUGUCAAGCCCUACAUAUUCCUUGGAUGGCUCUUGCCUUUCACAUUCCUUAUACCCUGGGUCGUCGUCAAAUAUGCUCUGGACAACCAUUUCUGCUGGACCGUGACUAAAAGGAAAGAAUUGUUCUGGAUGAUACACGGACCUCUGCUGGCUACAGCCGUGAUAAACUUCAUAUUCUUUUUUGGAUAUAUUACGAGUACUGUGUACGAGGGUCCGAGCAUCGGCACGACACAUGGGGCGUACUUUGUGUCACAACUGAAGCCCAUUAACCUGCAGUCAAGACGAUUGGCCAAGUUCGUGUUGGUUCUAAUUCCCUUAUUUGGAGUUCUGUUCAUCGCAUUUCAUGUGGCUUUCCCCAUCAGAUUCAAAAAUAAAUUCGACCUGACACAUCUCUAUAUAGAGAUGACGUAUAAUUCCUUUCAGGGAUUCAUACUGUCGCUGUUGUUCUGCUUUUUAAACGAGGAGGUCCAUGCAGAGAUAAAGCGCAUGUGGUAUAGAAGGAAGAGUAGGCGUGGUGACAGUGUGGCCUUGACGAAAUCAUUUGUGGUAUCCUCCUUUAAGAGGGCUUCCUAUAUCAACAGAGGACAAGUACGAAAAAACGGUACAAUAGUGCCAGUGGAGGUUCCCAAAAAUGACGAUAUUUUAGCCAAAUUACGCACAAGGGCUUUAAGAUUAUUCAGAAAGCAGGAAAGUAUUGACGAUGGAGAACUGAACGAACUCCAAUCUGUUGGAGAGAGCAAAAUAGCCAAAGACAAGAACGAUAACCGUGCAGAGUCUUCCAGUCGUGGGGAUUGUUCCGAUCGGGUAUCGUGAAUGCAAUCGGAGUAGAUCGUUUUUCAAAAUGUUUGUACAAUGCAAUGCGGGAUUCCGAUUGUCAGAUGUUGAAUGGUGGACCAGCGAACUGUAAAUGUGCACAAAUUAAUUGUGAUCGUGUGUUGAUCACAACAAUAUGCUUAAACGUUAUGGCAUGUUCAGUGUUAAAGAACAUAUAUCAUGUGGACAUUUUCUUCGAAUCUGCCUAGAACCCGGAUGAUGGAUCGCGCUUGAGGUCCAUGGAGUAUUUAUCUCGGAUUUGACAUUGCAAGGAUGCCUAUAUGUCACCAUCAACACCUUAAACAUUUUGUAUUGACAGAAGCAAUGCCAAAUCCUUGUUAACAGUUUGAAAAUAAGUAUUGUGUUUCUAGAGAAUCAAUAUGUGUAUGAGUCGUUGUUCAAAGGGACUGGGAUUUUUUUUAUGUUUUUUUUUCAGUUUUGUACAGUAUUCCCUUAAAAGUGUAACCUGAAACAUCAUUAUGUUUCAUGGAACCAUACGCUUGUGGUAACAACAGGUGAGAAACUAUUUUCCAUUUUAAAGCAUUUAGAGGAACGUUAUUAUAUUUUAAGGAAUCCCGUGUACCCGUAUUGUCAGUCUGGUGGUUUAUCAAACGUUCGUAAUGAGAGCCUCUGGUAAAGAGGCACAGAGAUGUAUAUUUACCUUCCAUGGUCAGGGACAUGUCAUCGCAUCCCAGUUACGUAGAUGGAUGCUCAUGCUGUUGGUCACUGGAGUGUCUGGUCCACACUCGAAUAUUUACGUGUGCGACGUCAAAUAACAAACCGACCAACCAAUCACGGGUUAGGGAGGUGAAGUAGGGUUUAACGUCGGUUCGAGGUUAUGACGCGUGUGUGUGAGUGUGGACGUGGUUUUGGUGCGAGAGUGUGCGUGCAGGCAUGUGUGUGUGUGUGUUUGUUUGUGUGUUUGUGUGCGUGCGUGCAUGUGUUUGCUUGUACCAGUCCAGACUAACGUCGGUUCGAGAUUAUAGCGCGUGUGUGCUUUCAUCUGAGUGUGGUUUUGGUGCGAGAGUGUGUGUGCUUGUGUGCGUGCAUGCUU
This is a messenger RNA of Haliotis rubra (blacklip abalone), 2614 nucleotides long. RefSeq names its product parathyroid hormone/parathyroid hormone-related peptide receptor-like. Gene Ontology annotation, biological process: adenylate cyclase-modulating G protein-coupled receptor signaling pathway; cell surface receptor signaling pathway. Bases 1 to 1560 code for a protein of 519 amino acids. The record is from RefSeq and is a predicted model, not a curated record. Lineage: Eukaryota; Metazoa; Mollusca; Gastropoda; Lepetellida; Haliotidae. Gene Ontology annotation, cellular component: plasma membrane. Gene Ontology annotation, molecular function: peptide hormone binding; G protein-coupled peptide receptor activity. The transcript is spliced from 14 exons.